This is a messenger RNA of Kazachstania africana CBS 2517, 864 nucleotides long. It is a transcript of the gene CDC34, whose product is annotated as SCF E2 ubiquitin-protein ligase catalytic subunit CDC34. The coding region runs from base 1 to 864 and encodes 287 amino acids. Gene Ontology annotation, biological process: protein polyubiquitination; proteasome-mediated ubiquitin-dependent protein catabolic process. Gene Ontology annotation, molecular function: ubiquitin conjugating enzyme activity. The record is from RefSeq and is a predicted model, not a curated record. The transcript has a single exon. Lineage: Eukaryota; Fungi; Ascomycota; Saccharomycetes; Saccharomycetales; Saccharomycetaceae.
AUGAGUUCACGUAAAAGUACCGCCGCAAGUUUGUUAUUACGACAAUAUAGAGAAUUAACUGAUCCAAAGAAAGCUAUUCCAUCUUUUAAUAUCGAAUUAGAUGACGAUUCAAAUAUCUUCGUGUGGAAUAUCGGGGUCAUGGUACUAAAUGAAGACUCUAUCUAUCACGGUGGUUACUUCAAAGCACAAAUGAGGUUUCCCGACGAUUUCCCCUUCAGCCCACCACAGUUCCGUUUCACCCCUGCUAUUUAUCAUCCAAACGUCUACAGAGAUGGUAGACUCUGCAUUUCAAUCUUACAUCAAAGUGGUGAUCCAAUGACAGACGAGCCAGAUGCUGAAACUUGGUCUCCAGUGCAGACUGUGGAAAGUGUACUUAUUUCAAUAGUCUCCCUAUUAGAAGAUCCAAAUAUUUCAUCACCAGCAAAUGUCGAUGCUGCUGUAGAUUAUAGAAAAAAUCCAGAUCAAUAUAAACAAAGAGUCAAGAUGGAAGUUGAAAGAUCAAAACAAGAUAUCCCACCAGGCUUUAUAAUGCCAACUUCAGAAUCUGCUUAUAUCUCUUCCAGUAAUACAAAUAUCAAUGAAUUAGAUACAAAGAAAAAUAAUCUUUCUGAAAAUUUCUGGUACGAUAGUGAUGAUGAUCAAAAUUUAUCAGAUUUUGAUGGUAACUCGAUGAAUUAUGACGACAAUGAUGUGUACAAUUUCCAAGGUUAUGGAGAUGACGAUGAUGACGAUGGAAAUAUAGAAUUCGAUGACGAUGACGAUGAUUCUAUGGAUAACGAUAGUGUAAUGGAUAGAAAACAACCAAUAAAGGGGGAAGAUGAAAGUGAAGAUGUUGAAGAAAUUGAACGAAUGGAUAAAAAAUAA